Molecule: messenger RNA, 1273 nt
Organism: Scheffersomyces coipomensis
Lineage: Eukaryota; Fungi; Ascomycota; Pichiomycetes; Serinales; Debaryomycetaceae
Exons: 2
Coding region: 154-1137 (327 amino acids)
Biological process (GO): Golgi organization; protein secretion
Cellular component (GO): Golgi apparatus
Source: RefSeq, a predicted model, not a curated record
UUACCCCACAUCUACAGAUUAAAUCUCAUUUAAACAGUACGGGCCCGCUCACUCACUCACUCACACAUUUCUUUUUUUUUUUAGUUUGUUUGGCCUUCCUCUCUUCCCUUUUGGUCUCAGGUGGUUAAAGACAUACAACUAUCUAAUAGAAGUAUGUGUAUUUUGAUAGCGACAACAAGACAUCCUGACUAUCCACUAAUAUUGUUGUCCAAUAGAGAUGAAUACUUCAGGCGUCCGACUCAACCAGCUCAUUUUCGACCCUUGAAUGAACAAGACAAGAUAUUAUCACCUGCUGAUUUAGGACGAUUAGAAAAUGGGACAUGGAUUGGGAUUACCACCACAGGUAGAAUAGCUGUUUUAUUAAACUAUCGAGAAACUGAUAGUAAUCAUCUGUUAAGUGAGAUUUCACGUGGUGUUCUUCCAUUAGAGUAUCUUUGCAGUACUAAAUCGGAUGAGAAAUGGUUUAGUACGCUUGAAUCUACCAAAUCAGGGAAACUGAUUGAUUUAUCGAAGAUUGGAGGGUUUUCAUUGGUAUUUGGAACAUUGGCUGUUGAUCCAGAUACAGGUAAGAUUAAUAAUUUGAAUAUUAUUAGUAAUCGUGGUGAUCAUGGAAAGAUAUUUGAUUCAAGUAUUAUGAAUGCUAAGCCUCAGGUUAAUGGGAAUUUAGUAGCUGAUCCUGAUCAUUAUGAUAUCUCUGUUAAAGAUACCUUUGGUAUAUCAAAUUCAUUAUAUUAUAAUCCAUGGAAGAAAGUGAAAUUAGGGGAAGAUUUACUUAAUGAAUUAAUAGAUGAUAGUGUUGAACAUGAAUAUGAUAAGAGGAAGAUCGUGGAUGAAUGUUUCAAAGUAUUAACCACAGAUACUUUUGAUAAAGAUACAUUCAAAUCUCAUAGUUUUGAAAAGAAAUUCUUAGAAUUAAGAAAUUCAAUAUUCAUACCUCCUUUAGAAACAGAGUUUGAAGAUAAUGAAAAAAAUUUAACCAUAGGGAAGUAUUAUGGAACUAGAACCCAAACCGUCAUUUUGUUAGAUAAGCAUGGUAAUUUAGAUUAUUAUGAAAGAGAUAUGCAUAAUUCAGAUAAUGUUGAAACUGAUAGUGAAAUCAAUCAACAUUUCAAUUUUAAAAUAUCACCUGGUUUAUGAAAUAAAAAGUUAGUAAUUUAGUUAGUUAAUUAUGAUAAGUUUUACGUUUACAUUUAUGUUAUGUUUUAAGACGGGUUGGGACUUGUAGAUUGGAAUAUAACCCUGUUGAUAUGAUUAAUUGCUCCAUACUAUAUGU